CUUAAGAUUGUUUUAGGCAGCGUGUUUCAAAAUUCUUGGUGUCUGCUAAUCAAGGGUUAUUCUCUUCCAUUUUCAGAUUCAAGGUCCUGCCAACCACAAUGCGAGAACAACUCCAUCUGUAACACGGACAUAGGUUAUUGUGAAUGCAAAAAAGGUUACUCGGGAAAUCCUUACAAGAACUGCUCCCAAAUCUGUAAGAAAUCUGAAGAUUGCACCUCAGAGGAGACUUGCAUAAAUGGAAUUUGUAAGAGUCCUUGCGAGGAAGACUGUGGCAUCAAUUCGCUUUGUACUGUUAAAGACCAUGUAAGCAUCUGCAGUUGCCCUCCUGGUUAUGUUGGCAACUCAUUCGAAAUCUGCAGAACCAUUAGCGAGUUUUCAAAACUUAAAAAUGGAGAUAUCUGCAGCCAAUGUGCAAAGGAUGCCGUUUGCAUCACAACAGCGACCAGUGCUAACUGCGUCUGCCUCAGGGGGUAUUUUGGCAAUCCUUUCAUUUCCUGUUAUAAAAUGUGCCUCUCCAAUGCGGAUUGUUCAGCUGAUAAGGUGUGCGUCCAGAAUUUGUGCAAGGACCCCUGUGAAGGUGCUUGUGGUGUGAAUGCGAAAUGCACCGUUGACCAGGUCCGGCGCAAGCCGAAAUGCACCUGUAAAGAUGGCUUUUCUGGAGAUCCCUCCAGAAUAUGUACCGUGAAAAUUGUUAACAGAUUUGCCGAGGCCGAAGAAGAGCUGAAAUGUCAUCCAGAAUGUGGUGGUAACGCAACAUGCCAUACUCAAUACGGUGUUUGUAAGUGUAAGGAAGGUUAUAUCGGUAAUCCGUACAGUGGUUGUCGAAGCAAAUGUCAUCUAGACGCAGAAUGCGAUGAAGACAAAUCUUGCGCGUUGGGCGUCUGCAUUGACCCUUGCUGGACCGCCUGUGGGAAGAACGCUUUAUGCAGUGUUAUCAAGCAUGUAGCUGUCUGCAGGUGUCCAAUUGGUUACAGUGGUGAUGCCCUCAAAUAUUGCAGAAAAGAUGCUCUAAAUCCGGAACCAAAAAUCAUAGAAGUGGACCUUUGCGACUCCUAUCCUUGCGGUACAAACGCAAAAUGCAAAUAUACUGAUGCAGACACAGAAACUUGCCAUUGUAAUCCAGGACACUCCGGAAACCCUUAUAAGAAGUGCUUCAAAAAAUGCCGGAAGAACAACGAAUGUUCCAAGAUGGAUAAAUGUGUGGAUGGUCUAUGCAAGGACGUUUGUGAGAAUGGCUGUGGGAUAAAUGCUAUUUGUGAGGCGGAUAAUCAUAAGCCGAAGUGCAAAUGCCCUCAAAAUUACAGGGGGGAUCCUAUGAGUAUAUGCUUCCCCAAAAAAAAAGGAGUUCUGGUGAAUCCCAGCAAAAUUCCAUGCUUCAAGUGUAUCUGCAGAGCAAUAACUGGAGACGAUAAUAUAUUCUCCUGCGCUGAGAAAUCCAUCAAUUUUGGUUAUUGGGCGUUUGCUGGGGAAGAUCUUGUUGGAGGCGAGGAAUUCAGAACCAAAAACUCCACCAUAGACUUCCUAACCUGCAUGAAUAAUAGGAUAUGCAUUUUGAACACAAUGAACGACUACACAUCCAGAGCAUUGCACAGAUUGGACGAUAUCGACUGCGAUGGUGAAAUAACCUGUGCAGAUAUUUUUGCUGUGCACAAAUUCGGAUUGACAGCUAAAUUUCCGGACUCAAUAUUCAACGCUUCUGAAGCUAGUUCUUUCGACCAAUGCGAAGGCCAUGGAGAGAAGGACAUCUCAACCAAUUGGACGCCUAAAACCUGCUCUGGACCAUCUUAUGUAGAACUUCUCAGUUGAUGUUAUCGAAUCUUAUUAUUUUGUGCGAAUAAAGAACGUCCAUCAUUGAGACAUUAAUUUGGUAGA
Coccinella septempunctata (seven-spotted ladybird) is the source of this 1872-nucleotide messenger RNA. RefSeq names its product neurogenic locus notch homolog protein 1. NCBI's taxonomy places the organism in Eukaryota, Metazoa, Arthropoda, Insecta, Coleoptera, Coccinellidae. The record is from RefSeq and is a predicted model, not a curated record. The annotation marks the transcript as partial. The transcript is spliced from 6 exons. Gene Ontology annotation, molecular function: lysozyme activity.